Anisakis simplex (herring worm) is the source of this 380-nucleotide messenger RNA. Lineage: Eukaryota; Metazoa; Nematoda; Chromadorea; Rhabditida; Anisakidae. The record is from the annotation of a GenBank genome assembly.
UUUGGGAUUUAGGAUUCGGUUCGUUAAGCGUUUGCAGUCGCCCUUUGCAGACUCUAUCGGACCCACUGAAAAAGGAGCGAUACGAUAAGUUCGGCACCUUCGAUGAGCCAUCGGCGCAGUUCGGCUCAUUCAGACAUCCGGCCGCACAUCCUUUCGACGAUUUCUUCGGAUUCGGAUUCGGUGGUUUUGACAAUGGGAAUUCGUUUUUUCAACGGCAUCGCAUCUCGAUGAAGAUGUUCUCGCACACGUUGUUGGAACGAAGCUUCACACAGCCACUGAUCGUGUUCGCUUACUCGGGAUAUUGCCAACUCUGCUUCCGACUUGAACCCGUCUGGCAGAGCGUUGUACAAGAUCUUGAGCCUCUGGGUGAGUUCGAUUGA